This is a messenger RNA of Tinamus guttatus (white-throated tinamou), 367 nucleotides long. NCBI's taxonomy places the organism in Eukaryota, Metazoa, Chordata, Aves, Tinamiformes, Tinamidae. The record is from RefSeq and is a predicted model, not a curated record.
GGAAAAGAUGUCGGUAAAGUGGAGGGCGAGUCUCCUGGCCUGCGAGGGCCUCUCGGGCGUUUGUCUCGUGCCAACCGUGGCCAGCAAGAAGAUGAUGCCCAAGCCGAGCGCCAAGGCCGAGAACGGCGAGCGAGGGGGCAGCCCGGACGUCCUGGGGCUCCGCGCGGCUGCGGAGAAAUCCCGGAGCCGCAAGGAGGACGAGGGGACCAAGGCGGCGCAGCCCAAAAAGUCCCUUAAAAAGGUCGUGGUGAUCGAGCAGAACGGCUCCUUCCAGCUGCUCAGUGACCAGCAGAGGAACUUCAUCUGCGAGCACUGCUUCGGGGCCUUCCGCAGCAGCUACCACCUCAAGAGACACGUCCUCAUCCAC